AUGGCGGAAAGCCUUCACACUCAUGCGAAGAGCGGAACUCUCAAUCUGAAGAACGUUGGCCAACUGCUCAUCCAGGUGGAAGUCAAUGAUGAGGAUAGCUAUGGUGAUACAGCCCUGGACCUGGCAAUUCGAAAUGGCCAUGUGGGAGCAGUAAAGCUGCUUCUGCAGAACGGUGCGGAUGCCAACCGAGUAUCUCCGGAUGGCAAGACACCCCUCUAUGCGGCCACUCAAGCACCAAACAGCGGCCGCAUUGUCGAGCUUCUGCUCAAGCACAGCGCCACGCCAGAUGAGCCGGUCUCACAGCUGAAAGGUGACACUCCGUUGAUGUCGGCAAUCCGACAAGGUACUAGCCCCGAGGCCAUCCGCGCCCUUAUUCAAGCUGGAGCGGCCAUGGACAGGUCAAACGAGCUUGGCGAGACACCUGCGACACUUGCUGACAGUUCCACCAACACCGCUGUCCACAAGGCCAUUCGCCCCAAGGAUGAGAAGCCAGAAUGGAAGCCCGAGUUGGAAAAUCUUCUCGUUAGCUCCGGUCUAUUUGCCCUGGCAUUCUUCAAAAACUUCAGGGAUGUUGGCAAGAAUGCCAUAAAUCGCCUCUCCGCAUUAUCAGAACCAUUACCAGGGCAAAUUACGAACCCCCGCACGGCGGAGGAUUUCAAGUCAAACCUUCAUAAUUUCAUCAACAAAAAGGGCCUUGAGGACUUCUACCCAGAUGGCAAUCAAUAUGUUGCCAAGGUAGCAGAGAACGCAGUCAAGAUUCUGAACGAUCCAACUUUCCCGGGUGCAACACCCGAGAAUGUGACUAUCAUGUCCCGUCAGGCAUUGUACCAGCCUGUCCUGUACUGCGAUGACAGUGGCUCGAUGAAGGAUGAUGACCGCAUGAACCGUCAGGCAUUUAUGGUUGAACGGAUCGCAAGCCUCAUCACGCAGGCUGCACCCGAAGAGGACACGCUUGUUCAUCUUCGCUUCAUCAACAAGAAAGACAAAUUUGAUAACCUUAAACCUAGCGAGCUUUCCUCGAAGAUGAAAUUCACCCCGGAUGGGUCGACCAAGCUGGGUACGAACCUAAAAGAUAAAGUCUUGAAUGACUUCCUCUACGGGCCAGUUAACAACGGCCAUGUGUUGUCGCGACCCCUUCUUAUCCUGACAGUCACCGACGGAUGUCCGAACCAGGAGCCUACUGAGACGUAUGAAAAUGAAGUUAGGGCAUCGCUAAACUUUGUGAGGGACAACGGCUACGGAGAAGAAGCCGUCCGGUAUGACCUUAGCCAGGUGGGCAACGCGGCUGAGGCUACUCAAUUCUUGGAAAAAUGGCAGAUGAAUGAUCUUGUCCCCAAUAAUAUCAAUGUCACUGCUGAACAUUUGGAUGCCCAAUUCGAGAAUCUCAGAGAUAAUGAUGCUGAGCUUAAUGAUUGGAUCUUGAAGAGACUAAAUGCGAGUAACCCGAUCGUUUAUUAG
This is a messenger RNA of Penicillium arizonense, 1458 nucleotides long. RefSeq lists its product as uncharacterized. The coding region runs from base 1 to 1458 and encodes 485 amino acids. The record is from RefSeq and is a predicted model, not a curated record. NCBI's taxonomy places the organism in Eukaryota, Fungi, Ascomycota, Eurotiomycetes, Eurotiales, Aspergillaceae. Gene Ontology annotation, molecular function: protein binding. The transcript is spliced from 6 exons.